Xenia sp. Carnegie-2017 is the source of this 1609-nucleotide messenger RNA. RefSeq names its product protein phosphatase 1D-like. Gene Ontology annotation, biological process: protein dephosphorylation. Lineage: Eukaryota; Metazoa; Cnidaria; Anthozoa; Malacalcyonacea; Xeniidae. Bases 83 to 1300 code for a protein of 405 amino acids. Gene Ontology annotation, molecular function: protein serine/threonine phosphatase activity; mitogen-activated protein kinase binding; cation binding. The record is from RefSeq and is a predicted model, not a curated record. The transcript is spliced from 4 exons. Gene Ontology annotation, cellular component: cytosol; nucleus.
UGUCGCAGGAGGCGAACUUGAACGAACUAACGUAAAACACAAAAAGAAAAUAUUACGACUUUUGAUACAAAAUUCUGUCGAGAUGUCUUCAUCACAGUGUACUAAACUACAUUUACGUCUUUCGGUAGAGACUAACCAAGGCUCGCGUAAAACGAUGGAGGAUUUUACGGCUGUUAAAAUGGAAGCUCGUCAAGAUAGCGAAUGUUUCCUAGCCGUUUUUGAUGGUCAUGGGGGUCAUCAAGCUGCCUUGUUUGCCAGAAAAAAUCUCUGGAAUACCAUACGAAGUCAAAAGUACUUCUACUCCAAUGAUGCUGAAGAAGUUUGUAAAGCGAUCAAACGUGCAUUUGUCGAAGUGCACUCGGCAAUGUGGAAGGAGAGAGAUUCAUGGCCAAAGACAAAAUAUGGCACACCAAGUACAGCUGGGACAACAGCCUCGGUUGUUAUAUUGCGGGGUCGACUUAUGUUUGUGGCAAAUGUUGGGGACUCCAGAGUUGUUCUUGCACAAGACACGGGCAAAGAGAAGUUAAAGGCCAUUCCUUUAACAAUGGACCACAAGCCAGAUGAUCCUGUUGAAACAAAGCGAAUCACAUCACUUGGUGGACAGAUAGGGAAAAGCAGGGGUGUUUAUCGUGUUGCGUGGAACAGGGUCUGCCAGAUAGGUCGACAUCAAGGACCAGUUCUACGUAGCACAAAAAUGGAAAACAUACCCUUCUUGGCCAUUGCAAGAUCACUUGGUGAUUUGUGGAGUUUCAAUCCCUUAGCAGGAGAGUAUCUUGUUUCACCAGUUCCUGAUGUGCACUACAGGCUUAUUGAUCCAAGAAAAGACAGGUUUGUGGUGCUGGCUUCAGAUGGUCUAUGGAAUGCAAUGAAGAACAAGGAGGUCGUACAUUUCAUAGACAACAUUGAGAAGAACGACUUUGAUGGUAUUGAUUGGAGAGAUGAUGUGACACACAGAUUAACAUGUCGCGCUCUGGCCAAAUGGAGGGAACGUAAUCUACGUGCAGACAACACCAGCGCCAUUGUCGUCUUUUUUGACGAGUAUGAAAAGCAGGUCGCUCCCUACAUUCUCUACACUCCACUAAGUGACGCUGAAACUGAACUUGGUGAAGAAACACCGAAUCUCUCCAGAAGCAACUCGUCGGUCGAAACAACCAAUAACGAAGAAGUUCAACUCAAGCGAGAGGAUGCUGUUGUCGGUCUAACGGCUUUAUUAGAAAGGAACAAUAAGAGACAAAAUUCCAGUAACAUAGACAAUGAAACUGAAAGAGAAAUUAAGAGAAUCAUACUAAAUGAUGAUUAGCGAAGACAUUCAUAGUCAAUCCUAGGCUUUGAUUCACUCGAAGGAAAUUUGAACCAAAAUUUUUUUGUAAUUUGACAACCACGGCAAAUUUUGGUUCAGAAUUCCAACCGUACAUCUCCAGAGAGUUCCAAAUGAAAUAGGGGAUGAAGUCACGUAUAUACAAAACAUCAUCGGCCAUUUUUGAGCUUGACCUGAAAGUGAUCAUCAUAUGUACAUAAAAAUGACUUUUGGUUUUUAUUUUAUAAUAAAACGACUAUUUUAUUUUUUUUUAGCAUAGUUGAAUAAACAAACGAAUUAAGUUAUUACAAA